Messenger RNA from Drosophila elegans, 1495 nucleotides. RefSeq names its product chitobiosyldiphosphodolichol beta-mannosyltransferase (gene Alg1). The record is from RefSeq and is a predicted model, not a curated record. Gene Ontology annotation, molecular function: mannosyltransferase activity. Gene Ontology annotation, cellular component: endoplasmic reticulum. Lineage: Eukaryota; Metazoa; Arthropoda; Insecta; Diptera; Drosophilidae. The transcript is spliced from 3 exons. Bases 96 to 1436 code for a protein of 446 amino acids.
UGAGCUGCGGUCGCACUGCUCCUCAGGAUUCAACCACAAACAAAACGCGCAAUUGAAGUUGAUCGGAGAUAACCACGUAUUCCUCCAGCUCCGUGAUGACGGAAGUGCCGCCGAAGAAGCGCAACGCCUGCGUCAUCGUGCUGGGCGACAUCGGACGCAGUCCCCGGAUGCAGUACCAUGCCCAGAGCUUACUAGAGGAGAACUUCAACGUGGACGUCAUUGGCUACCUGGAGACGCGGCCCCUGGAGGCACUGACCCAACAUCCGCGAUGUCGCAUCCACGAGUUGACCGCCGUGCCAGUGACGAACCUCACACCCAAACUGCGGCUACUCUUCAAAGCCUUCUGGCAGACGCUCAGCUUGCUGAUGGCGCUCAUCUCCAUUGGUCGGCCAAGCUUCCUGCUCGUCCAGAAUCCGCCAGGGAUUCCCACGCUGAUCGUUUGCUAUCUGUACUGCGCCCUCACUCGCACCAAGCUGGCCAUCGAUUGGCACAACUACACCUACACGGUGCUGGCCGUGGGGAUGUCCGGUGGGGAGCAGAGUCCGCUUAUCCGGCUGGUGCGUCGCCUGGAGCGCUAUUUCGGCUCCAAGGCUCACACGCACUUCUGUGUGACGCGGGCCAUGCAGGAAGAUCUGCAGCAGAACUGGGACAUAGGACCUGUUAACGUUCUGUACGAUCGCGCGCCCUCUCAAUUUCAUCCCAUCGACCUGCCCCAGAAGCAUGAACUCUUUCUGAAGCUGGCCAAGGACUUUCCGCAGUUCCAGACCAAGGACAACAGCCAAUCCGAUGUGCUGGAGGCCACCGCUCUUACGCAGAAGUUGGCCAACGGCAGCGUGCAGUACAAACCCCAAAGACAGGCUGUCCUGGUGUCCAGCACCAGUUGGACGCCCGACGAGGACUUCGGUAUUCUUCUCAAGGCCCUGCAGGCGUACGAGGAGACGGCGCAAGCGGAGCCCCUGGUGUACCCCUCCCUGCUGUGCAUCAUCACUGGCAAGGGACCGCAAAAGGAGCACUAUGCGGCCGAGAUCGACCGGCUGGAAUGGCGAAAGGUGUCGGUGAUCACGCCCUGGCUGGAGAUCGAGGACUAUCCCACUGUGCUGGCCAGCGCCGACCUUGGAGUGUGCCUGCACUGGAGCACCAGUGGCCUGGAUCUGCCCAUGAAGGUGGUCGAUAUGUUCGGAAGCGGUCUGCCCGUCUGCGCCUACGAUUUCAAGUGCCUGAACGAACUGGUGAAGCACGGCGAGAAUGGCUUUGUGUUUGGGGACCACGUUCAGCUGGCCGAACAGCUACGCAUCUGGUUUGAGAACUUUCCAAAUAAUCCGAGUAUCCUGGAGACGCGAGCCGGCUUUCAGCGCAGCCUGCAACAGUUCCAGGAGCUGCGCUGGCGAGAGAGUUGGCGUCUCGUUGCGGCACCCGUACUGGAGGCAUUCCUCUAAGGCAUUUUAUGUUGUUUAUUUAACAAAACGUUUGACAAUUACACACUAAGGCAGACUCA